CUCAAAACACUCUUCAUCAAAACCAUUUCUCUCUCUCUCUCUCUCUCCCAAGCAUAAAAUCUCUCCAAAUGGCUUCUAACUACAAUAAGCUUACCUCUUCGAGAGUAGCGAUCAUCGGUGCCGGUGUGAGCGGUUUAGCUGCUGCUAAGAACUUAGCUCAUCACAACCCGACCGUAUUCGAAGCCUCGGAUUCAGUCGGAGGUGUUUGGAGGAGCUGCACUUACGAGACGACCAAGUUACAAUCGGCACGAGUCGAUUACGAGUUCUCUGACUUUCCAUGGCCCAGUAGAGAUGACCCUACUUUCCCAUCUUACGUUGAGAUACUAGAUUACUUGGAAUCUUAUGCUAAGCAUUUUGAUCUUCUCAAGUUCAUGAAGUUUGGCUCUAAGGUCAUCGAAGUUAGGUUCACCGGUGACGGUGAAACUCCUCAGAUGGUUGACCUCGGUGCUUACGGCAACUUGUUGCCCGGAAAACCAGUGUGGGAAGUUGCCGUUCAAACCGGAGAUUCUGGAGAUAUUCAGUGGCAUGCAUUUGAGUUCGUGGUAGUGUGUACCGGAAAAUUCGGCGAUGUUCCAAGAAUACCGGCUUUUCCGGCAAUGAAAGGGCCGGAGAUAUUCAAAGGAAAAGUGAUGCAUUCGAUGGAUUACUGCAAGUUAGAGAAAGAAGAAGCUUCUAGUCUCCUCCAUGGCAAAAAAGUUGCUGUCAUCGGCUUCAAGAAAUCCGCCAUCGAUUUGGCUUUUGAGUCUGCUUUAGCUAAUCAAGGAGAAGGAGGAAAAGCAUGCACAAUGGUGGUGAGAACAACACAUUGGGUGUUUCCACAUUAUUGGGUGUGGGGACUACCAUUCUUCUUGUUCUACUCAACAAGAGCUUCUCAGUUCCUCCAUGAUAGGCCUAACCAAAGCUUCCUUAGAACUCUCUUUUGCCUCCUCUUCUCUCUUCUGCGUGCUGCGGUUUCCAAAUUCAUCGAAGCAUAUGUUAUGUGGAAGCUACCUCUAGCGAAAUAUGGUCUUAAACCGGACCAUUCUUUCGAGGAAGACUAUGCUUCUUGUCAAAUGGCGAUCGUACCGGAGAACUUCUUUGAGGAAGCGGAUAAAGGGAUGAUCCGGUUUAAGAAAGCAUCAAAGUGGUGCUUUUAUGAUGAGGGGAUUGAGUUUGAUGAUGGGACUACGUUAGAAGCUGAUGUCGUGAUACUUGCGACUGGUUAUGAUGGCAAGAAGAAGCUGAAAGCCAUCGUUCCUGAACCUUUUCGAACUUGGCUUGAGUUUCCAUGCGGUGUCAUGCCUUUAUACAGGGGAACAAUCCAUCCAUUGAUACCGAACAUGGGUUUCGUGGGAUACGUCCAGAGCAACUCGAACUUACACACAUCAGAGCUACGUUCAAUGUGGCUAAGCCGGCUCGUGGAUGAGAAAUUCAGAUUACCAAGCAAAGAGAAGAUGUUGGAUGAAUUCUUCAAGGAAACGGAAGUGACGAGAAGGUCAAGCAGAUUCUACAAACGUCAUUGCAUUUCCACUUUCAGCAUCCAACAUGCCGAUGAUUUGUGCAACGACAUGGGACUCAACCCUUGGCGUAAGUCCAAUUUGCUCCUUGAAGCUUUUAGUCCUUAUGGUUCUCAAGAUUACCAACUCGAUCAAGAAGAAGAAGAUGCCUCAAACUAAAUUGAUGAAUGUAUUAUGAAAUGAAAUUAUUUAUGAAUAAAUGUGUGUGGAUGUAUAAUAUAUAAUAUA
Messenger RNA from Camelina sativa (false flax), 1724 nucleotides. RefSeq names its product putative flavin-containing monooxygenase 1. Gene Ontology annotation, molecular function: N,N-dimethylaniline monooxygenase activity; NADP binding; flavin adenine dinucleotide binding. Lineage: Eukaryota; Viridiplantae; Streptophyta; Magnoliopsida; Brassicales; Brassicaceae. The record is from RefSeq and is a predicted model, not a curated record.